ACACAACGCAUAAAUCAUGUUUGGUAGGCAGCAAAAGGUGGAGAGUCUGAUACAAAGCCUGUGUCCUUAGUGAUUGUCAGGAUUUGGCUAAAUAUAUUUCGAGGAUUACACCCGUCUUCCGCAAGAAGAGACGACACUUUUGUGUGAGACAGGCGCUAAUUAAUGUUUUUUUUCGCAUCAACCGUUGUUGCUAGCUAGUGUAAAGCGGUUAGCAGCGUUAACGUCAAUAGGAGCUAACGUUAACGUCAUAUCGGUACCGACAAUCAUCACCGGUCCUAUUUGACGGCGAUUCUGUGAUUAAAGGAGCUCCAAACCUCAGCGUAUGCAUCUUACAGUUUACAAGUGGGCAGCGUAAAAUGAUGAGCUUCAGCUAACCCAGCUAGCUGUUUGAUUAGUGUUUGCUCUCCUCACUGCCACGGUGCCGAGUGUCCACGUCUAGUGUCGUCUGCUGUGUUGAACGGAGCCAGCUGAGCUAGGCCACGUCCCUGCGGGCGUAUUUCAUCUUCCCCACUGACAUUGGACCCUUAACAGAGAAGAUGCGUGUUUGCAGAAGGAGGAAGGAGUGUAACAAAACAGUAGAUAUGUGAAAAGUCUUGAUCCUUCAUGACUGUGUGUCUAUGUAGUGUUUGCUUUUCCGAGCGGUUGCCGCAUAAGCACGGCAUGUCACGUAGACGGAUGUGUUUUACAGACUACUCUCACUGAGUCUGCAGGCGGAAGUAUCGUUACAAUUUGUUUUUGAAAUGGUUGGGUUUGGUGCAAACCGACGGGGAGGCCGCCUCCCGUCCUUCAUCCUCAUCUUCUUGAUGGUGAUCAUCGCCAUACUGUCUUUCAACUACUGGACAGUGUCCAACAAGCACGGCCACUUGCUGGACGAGCUGCUGGAGGUGCAGACGCAGGUGAAGCGCACGGACGCGGCGCGGAGCCGGCUGGAGAAGCGCAACUCGGAGCUGAUGGUGCAGGUGGAGACGCACAGGAAGCAGAUCGACCAGAAGGAGGUGGACUACAGCGUCCUGGAGGGAAAGCUGCAGGCCCGGGAGACUCUCAUCAAAAAGUGCACUGAUGAAAAGAUGAAGGUGCAGAGUGAUGUCACAGCCCAAAUGACAGAAAUACAAAGGCAGAAAGAGCAGCUAAAUGAGCUGAAGCAGGAGUUCAUAAAACAGGAGGAGCAGCUCAGAGAAGUGAAGAAAAAUAGCACUACCUUGGAAAGGAAACUGGAGUAUGAGAGUUUACAGUGUGGGCGUCAGAUUGCACAACUGAAAGAAGAGAAUGAAGAAACAAAAAAGACCCUGGAAGAACAAACAUCCAAGCUUAGACAGAGUGUAAUGGACGACCAAAAGGGUGCAGGGGCAGGAAGACACACAGAUGGAGCACCCGGGGAGGCGAUGGUUGGAGAGCGCCAUACAGUGGCCACUCACCGGCAUGACAGUCCAGUUUUAAAAGAAGAUAUGGGUAAGCCUGGCAGUGAUGCUGGUAUGCCUGGUAUUGAAGACAGUGAGGUGGGAAAGAUCGACGAUGUGCAAUUUGCCUUGAAGAAGCCAGCCAUCACUCAGAAGCACGAUGAGGCCCCUGAUAUGGUGGUGGGAGCUGGUGCGGGACCUGGAGUCGGGGCAGCUGAUGGCCCCGGGGGCCAGGGCCUGUCUCUGGAUCAGCCCGGGCUGCAGCAGGACCGAGUGGAGGCUCGAGCAGUGAUUGAAAUUCCCAGUAUCAUCAAACAGGCAGACAAACCCAUAGUGUUUGAAGAGGACAACAAGGCUGUCAUCAAGGCAGACGAACUAGGAGAACAGCAAAAACAAAUGCAUGCUCCUGAUAAUGUCAAAGGGGACAGCGAACACUUGAAGGGGAUCCCUCUGCCUCCUAACCCAGUGCAGGUGCCCAACCCCCUCCAGCCUCACCACACCAAAGACCAGGUUCCAGCAGAGCCGGUGCGCCACCGCCAAAGCCGGUUCUUUGAUGAGAACGAGUCCCCAGUAGAUCCGCAACACGGCUCUAAGCUAGCGGACUACAAUGGGGAUGAUGGGAACGUUGGUGAGUAUGAGGCCGACAAGCAGGCCGAGCUGGCCUACAAUGAGGAAGAGGAUGGUGAUGGUGGGGAGGAAGACGUUCAAGAUGAUGAAGAUAGAGACAUGCAAGGAGACCGGGCUGUGGAUUAUGGGAAAAGACAUCAAGCCAUUGACAUUCUUUGAAUGGGAAAUCAUUCAGCUGAAACUCAUUACAAAUAUUCAGACAGUCUUCUACACGUUCUUGAGGAAACAGUUUGAACAUCAAUAUGUUUAAGAAUUUAUAGGAUGCAUCUUCAAUGUCACAGACUAUCAUAAAAACAGACAUUGCAACUAAUGAAUUAAUUCUAAAUAACAUACUAUAAUACAAAGAAAAAAAUCAUGGCACUGUCCGGAGAUGGUGAUUUGCUAAUGGUUCUAAGUUAUGGCAGAAGGGAUGAUAUACUGUACACUGACUGUUGAGUUUGUGAUUUGAUAACUGCCAUAGUUCAUACAAAGUGAUCUGGAAGAGCCCACAGCUGAACUUCUAAGGUUGAACUGGGUUUUGUUUUUGCUGUUUCUUUCAGGUUGCUGUUGCUUGAUAAAAACAAACUCUUCACCUGAGAUGUUUAUCAAAGAGACUAAUACGACAUUCUGCCUUUCUAACAUAAUUUUGGGAAUUUUACAUGGAAGAUCUUUUUUUUGUUUGUAGAGUGGGAAUGCAUUGCAAAUGCCAAGGACUUUGCUUAAGGCCUAUUAAAUCAAUUACGUUUCUUUGUGACAGACACUUGAAAGUGAUCCUUGUUCUGUUUUUUUUAUGAUGCCAUUGCAUGCAUAUGAAAGUUGUUUUGAAUAAUAAUCAAACUGAGCAAAAUACUGAUGCUUAAGCAAUACUUAGAGCGUUGUUAGUAUCCUCCAGUGUGCAAAGUUUAAACAAGCACAUAUAGUACUGACAUACUGUACACAUGCUUCCAUUCAUGAGGUCUCUUGUACAUAAUGUAGUUCAACUGUUACCAUUUGUACUGAGGAAAACCUAAUUACUCACCUUUUAGGGAAAUUUGUGAACAUGAAAACAGUUUGUGCAGCCAGAAAAAAGUGAUUUCUCAUGGAAAGGCACAUUGAAUGUAAUUUUAUUUUAUUAAAGUUGAUGCUUCGUGUCA
Molecule: messenger RNA, 3136 nt
Organism: Trematomus bernacchii (emerald rockcod)
Lineage: Eukaryota; Metazoa; Chordata; Actinopteri; Perciformes; Nototheniidae
Gene: golm2
Product: golgi membrane protein 2
Exons: 10
Coding region: 741-2183 (480 amino acids)
Source: RefSeq, a predicted model, not a curated record